Labrus mixtus (cuckoo wrasse) is the source of this 5192-nucleotide messenger RNA. Its product is annotated as contactin-associated protein-like 5. The annotation marks the transcript as partial. The transcript is spliced from 11 exons. The record is from RefSeq and is a predicted model, not a curated record. Lineage: Eukaryota; Metazoa; Chordata; Actinopteri; Labriformes; Labridae.
CAUGUGGCCUACUCGACCUCUGACAGGCACUGUGCUGUUGCCAUAGAAACCAGCUGUCUGCUCUGGUGCAGUAACUGGUGUUGUUUUGUUGCAGACGGCAGCCCGCUGUCCUGGUGGCUGGACCGGGAAGGAGAGAGGCGGAGCUACUGGGGCGGCUUCCUGCCCGGCGUGCAGCAGUGCUCCUGCAGCCUGGAGGAGAACUGCAUCGACAUGAACUUCUUCUGCAACUGUGACGCUGACUCAGAGGCGUGGGCUAAUGACUCAGGAAUCCUGUCCUAUAAAGACCACCUCCCGGUGAGCCAGGUCGUGAUCGGGGACACCAACAGGACGGGCUCUCAGGCUGUGUACCACGUCGGCCCUCUGCGUUGCUAUGGAGACAAGUCUAUUUGGAAUGCGGCGUCUUUCUACCAGGAGUCCUCCUACCUCUACUUCCCCACGCUGCAGGCUGAGCUUGCCUCCGACAUCUCCUUCCACUUCAAGACGAGCGCUCCUUCAGGCGUGUUUCUGGAGAACCUCGGCCUCAAGGACUUCAUCCGAGUGGAGCUCAGCGCUCCCUCUGUGGUGGCGUUCUCCUUUGAUGUGGGUAACGGUCCGGUGCUCCUGUCCGUGAAGUCCCACCUCCCCCUGAAUGACAGACAGUGGCACUACGUGCGGGCCGAGCGGAACGUGAAGGAGGCAUCCCUGCAGGUCGACCAGCUGCCGCUCCGCUUCCUGGAGGCGCCGGCUGAUGGACACCCUCGCUUACGGCUCAGCAGCCAGCUGUUUGUAGGAGGAACGGCGUCCCAGCAGCGUGGCUUCCUGGGCUGCAUCAGGACUCUGAGCGUUAACGGCGUGAGCUUCGACCUGGAGGACAGAGCGCGGCUGACGCCCGGCGUGAGCUCCGGUUGCCCCGGUUACUGCAGCGGCUCCAGCAGCCUCUGCCACAACCGAGGGCGCUGCAUCGAGAAGAACAACGGCUACGUGUGCGACUGCUCCCAGUCGGCAUACGGAGGGACUACCUGUGACCAAGAGGUGUCGGUGUCCUUCGACUCGGAGUCCUCGGUGACCUACACCUUCCAGGAGCCGUUCUCAGUGAUGCAGAACAGAAGCUCGCCGGCCUCCAGCGUUUCCACCGAGAGCAGCAGCCGAGCCAGAGAGGACGUGGCGUUCAGCUUCGUCACAUCCCAGCGGCCCGCCAUGCUGCUGACCGUCAGCACCUUCAGCCAGCAGUACAUCGCCGUCAUCCUCGCCAACAACGGGAGUCUGCAGAUCUGGUAUCACCUUCAAACAGACACGAGUCCAGACGUUUUCAGCCCCGCCCUCGGCAACCUGGCAGACGGGCGACUCCAUCGAGUCCGGAUCCACCGAGUGGGAAAGAACCUCUAUGUACAGAUCGACCAGGACAUCCACACAAAGUACACACUGUCAUCUGAUGCAGAGCUGAUCCUAAUCAGAUCCCUGACAUUGGGCAAAGUCACCAGAGGAGACGACUUCAACCAGGAAGUGGUGCGAGCGGCCUCCAAAGGUUUUGUCGGCUGCCUCUCCUCAGUCCAGUUCAAUCACGUGGCGCCGCUGAAGGCAGCGCUGACCAACCGGGGGAGUUCACUGGUCACCAUCAGAGGUCCUCUGGUCCAAUCGAACUGUGGCGCCCUGGCAGAGUCCACCUCGCACACGCUGCAAGAUCAAACGGCGACAGCCAACAAAGACAAGGAGCAGCAUCAGAGCGGCAGCCAGAAGGACUUGGCUGUCAUCGCAGGUGUGGUCACAGCGGUGGUCUUCAUCGCAGUGUGUGCUCUGGCUGUGAUAAGCCGCCUCCUCUACCAGCAGCGGCGCGCCCAGAGGAGCAGCAGCAGCAGCGGCGGCGGCAUCAAAGAGGAGAACAGACACAGCAUGUACACGGACUACAGGACAGAGAUGCACCUGCACAGCUCAGUCAGAGACAACAUGAAGGAGUUCUACAUCUGACUGUGGAGCUACAAACUCACCUCUCUCUCUUAGAAAAGGACAAACAGGUGGACGUGCAGCUGCAGGAUUUCUUACUACAAACAUCAUCUCUGUGUCCUGGAAGUGUCUGAGGAACACUGAUAAACCUGCAGCUGGUGGUCCACACCUCCAGCCCGAGCGAGCACCUCUACAGAUCUUAGUGUUUUUGAUGUUGGUGAAACUGUCAGAAUCAAGCUGCUGUGGUUCCUGCUGUGCAAAAAUGUGUAAAGCAAAAGAGGACGGACGGACACACCGUGGUCCAUCCUGAAUGCGCACAACUUGAACUCCUUAGUUUGAAACCCUCAGAUGCUGAAUACUCCCACAUUUCAGUGGGGACUUAAAGGUACCUGCGAGUCGGGGGAAUGUAGGCCAGGCCUGUAAGAUAUGCACACAUCCGCUGCUGUCUUUGUUUUUCCAGUGGUGGUGAAUGUUGUAGAAGAAGAAAUGGGGACAAUACUGCCUAUACUGUAUGAGUGCCUAAUUUGCAUACAAGUUUUUAUUUGAGGAGUUAUUCAUAUUCGUUUUCACAGAAGCAGUCACAUUAACAUCGAGCAGUACGCCGAAUAAAAAAGAAAAUCUGGUUUUCUCCCCUCGUGCACCACACCUGCAAGGUGACCAUUAGUGACUUUUGGUUUCUUUCACUGUUCUCUUUCUGCAGCGUUUGAGGGAGCAUGGAGGUCGACAAAGUUAAAGAGGCAGGCCCGGUUCUACGAUGCUGCAAAGGAAUGCAUUAAGCUGCAAAACAAACAGAGACUCAGAUUGUGUUUAUUACAUCCUCGAUCUGAUGGUCAUGACCCGUCCUCUCACGCGGGCGCACAUGAGGGCGCACAUGAGGGCGCACAUGAGAGCGCACAUGAGGGCGCACAUGAGGGCGCACAUGAGGGACCCAGAACACCUCCCCUGUUCUUUAUGGCUCUCUCUCUCCGGUCACUGUGGCUGCACCCCCUUUAACCUCAGAUGCACCCUAAGUCUUUUGUUCUAGAACCGGACCUGCCUUCAAAUCCAGGAAGUUUUCAUCUUUUCAGGGCUGCACCCGACUCAGCGUUUUGUCAGUUUCAUCAGCUCGGCUCUCCGCUCAAUGAUUUGGGCUUUUAUUUGAUUUCUGUGCCACCUCGUGCCGGAUCAUUCAACACAUGUUUUUUUAUUUAUCUGUAAAAUGUCUCUGUGUCGUCUUGAACCGCAGCUGUCAAUCAAACAUUUGAGCUACUUCAUGUCAAAGUGUUUAACCUGUAAGAGUUUUUAAUGAAAAGUUCAAAGUUAAAGGGAGAAUGUGCGACUUUUUGAUCCAGUAGAUGGCGCCCUUGAGCACCAGCAUGAAACCAAAACAAACAAAAUAGCUGCAAUCACCUGCAUUGUUGUGUUAGCAUACUAAUGUUAGCGCUCUUUAGUUAGCUUGUAGCUUCACAUUAGCUGUGUCCUGCAUUGUUGUGUUAGCAUGCUAAUGGUAGCGCUCUUUAGUUAGCUCGUAGCUUCACAUUAGCUGUGUCCUGCAUUGUUGUGUUAGCAUGCUAAUGUUAGCGCUCUUUAGUUAGCUCGUAGCUUCACAUUGCAUAUAAACUGACACAGAAUGGGCGUGAUCUAAAAACUCUUACUAACAUCCAAAUAAUCAGUUUGAACGCUGCCUCAAAAUAUUUUAAUAUUUUAUGUUUCAAAAUAUUUUAAUAUACUAUAUAUUCUUUAUUCAUCAAUAAAAAUACAUUUCAGACGGCCCCAUUUCAAGUCCAUGUGGCAGCUCAGCUAGUAGCAGCUCAGCUUGCAGCUGCCUUUGACCUCCUUCAGGCUGCUCUUGAAAUUUUGAUUUCUUUCUUUCUACCUGUGUAAAUACACAUAUCUGUUAUCCUGGUGAGGAGGGGACCUUCACAAAUCAUUCUGCUGUCAGUAAAAACAAGUCGGGCUCAGAGAAAACAGCAGCUCCUCGUGCAGCCUCUUCUGACAGCCCGUGUCGGCAGAAUCUUAUUUUUAAAGAUUUGUAACGGUGACGUUUUUUGUUUAUUUGAGUUAUGAGCCUGUCAUGUUGUUGAACAAAGUGAGAGCUGAGAUUCAAACUGACAAAACGCAUCAUGAUGUAAUUCAAACAGUCAGCCUGUAGGGUGCAGCCCAAACGUUGUGUUCUUUGUGUUUAUUUCCUCACAAAGCUCUCUGUUCAGGCCACAUGUUGUGUUUUUUAUUGUGGGGAUAUUUAGCUGAUGUCGUAGGAAAUCCUGAAUAAUAAUUUUUCAAGCAGAUAGAAAUCCCUUCAUGCUUAGAGCGUGCGUUGUACAAAGGAAGUAGACGUUAUAUAAAGAAUACAAAUAAAGGAGAGGAUAUAGCACCUCCAUGAACACCAGAGAGCCAUCCACGUACAAAACGUGCAGUGAGUGGCGGGAAAAUGAAAACCCCUCAAUAUAGGAAUAUAUCCUGAUUGGAGACGCCACACGACAGCAGGAAGUGUUGAGUUCAAGACGCACUGAUGGAACCUGAACGCACCAUCAGUGUAGCUAACCAUGAGUCAUGCUAGCUGAGGUUUAAUGCUUCAUCACAGCGUGCUCGACUGUUUGCAGACGACUCACAGCUCUUCUGGUUUGAUCACUUUCUGUGGAGCUCGUCAGCAGCGCUUAAAGAUUUUUUGCAACCAAGAAGAAGUCGGAGAUGUUCCACUUUGUCUUUCUCGGACUACAGGGACACAUGUUUUGUUUUUCAGCUUCCUCAGGACAAUCCUGAAACAGAAACAAGAAGACGAGUCGUCCUGCAGCCGGAGCUCGAUGAACACGUCCUCUUACAGUCUGGAUGUAAACGGAGAGACGUUUCCUUCUUGUUCCCGAUCUUCACCUCUCUCUGGACAAAGGGGAAGGCGAUGCCACCUUCAUUUAAAAUCGGCUUCCAGUUAAGAAAGCAGAAACUGAGGUUCUGAAGAGUUCAGUUUUCCUCUCAUGAACCAACGUGUUAAGUUGCUCCGUCGUCUCGGCUUCUUAAAUGUAAAAAAGGUUGAAAGGGAUGCAGCGAGACGUCGCUGAAGACGAUGAAACUACUGAAGGUGAUGUCGGGGGAGGGGCGUGGUCAGACGACGGGGGUCUCGACCCCGCCCGUGCAUGUCCUGUUUAUCUGAGACGGCGUCAGAGGACGUGAAUGAACACGCCUCCAAGUGUGACAUCAUGUGGUUACUUCUUCUUAAUGAUUUGUAUAGCUGCAGUUUUAUUAAGGAUCUAUUGUAUAGAUGUAUAAUUUAAUAAUAAAAGUCGAUAUAUUGUUAA